GCACCUUCAAACAUGCCAAGAGUUAAAAGGAUUAACGGCUAUUGACGCUUUCAGUUGUCCAUUCUCCCUCCCUCCCUUCACGUCCUGACCAAACCCAUCAAAUUAUCAGUAGAUUAAUCCAUUUGUUAAACCCCAUUGAAAAGACUCCUUCUCGUCUCAUCUGCACCAAGCACGCAAAACCACCAUCCCCCCCAAUUCCAAUUUUCCCUAGAAAAGGAGCGAACUUAUCCCAGAAACAGACAGGUUAGGGUGAGGAUUCACCAUGGACAGACUGGUGAAGCCUGGCGUGAAAGAGGUUGAGUUGGCCUUCAAGCGAGGCCAAAAGUGUACCACCACGUUUCGGCUGACCAACCUAAUGCACACCAUGGCCGUGGCGGUAUCCCUAAACACCACAAACCCCUCCGUCUUCUCUUUCUCCCAGCAAUUCUCUGUAAUCCCACCUCUCUCUUCCUCAUCGUAUUCCCUCGCUUUCUCUCAGACUUCCGAUCAACCCCCUCUCUCUUCCCCUCCUGAUGUCAUCACCGUUCGAUCCUCCAUUCUUCCCACCGGCAAAGCUCACCAGGACGAUCUCCGCCGUCUGUUUGCCAAGCCUGGACCCCACGUUUUCCGUGACGCCAUCAUACCCAUCAACCUUGUGGGUUCCCAUGUUGCCGAAUUCCUUAUUUCCCACCAUGCCCAGAUCCCAGAGACCGAUGUAUUUCUCAACAAAGCACUUUCUGGGUGUACCGACCCGCAGCUCACAGACUUGCUUAGAGCCGCAGUAGUAUAUGGAUCUGCAAAUUUGGUCAACGAUUUGAUUGAUGCUGGUGCUGAUGUGAAUGAUAAGGAUUCAAAUGGACGGUCCAUGAUUGGAUUGGCUAUUCGUGCUGCUGAUCUUGUUAUUUCGAAGGUUUUGAUAGCUUCUGGUUGUAAAAUUGACAAUUCGGUUGACAGAGUUUUGCACGAGGCGGCGGCCAUAAAUAGAGUGGACUUGAUGGAGGUUUUGUUUGCAGGGUUUGGAGAUAUUGAUGUGAAUUCCGUUGACUCGGAUGGCCGGACGCCGAUCCAUGUGGCUGCGGUCAGGGGUUUCGUUGAGGGGAUAAGGUUUUGCGUGCGUGUUGGUGGGAAAGUUGAUGUCUUGGAUUGUAAUGGCUGGAGUCCACUGCACUAUGCCGCAGCGGAAGGGCAUUUGGAGGCUGCGCAGUGUUUGCUGGAAUACUCAAAUGCCAAGUAUGCGCUGAAUAACGACCGGAAGACUGCUUUUGCGCUUGCCGUAGAAAAUGGGCAUUUGCAUAUGCUGGAUUUGUUGCGUUUGGGUGAUGUGUUGCAAAGGGCGGCGAGGGUUGAUGAUGUUCAUGGACUGAAGAGUUGUCUUGCGCAAGGGGCAAACGUGAAUGGAAGGGAUCAGAAUGGUUGGACGCCUCUGCAUCGAGCUGCAUUCAAGGGUAGGAUUGAGUGUGUGAAAAUGUUGCUUAACCAUGGUGCGCAUGUUGAUGUCGUUGAGGAUGCCGGAUACACGCCAUUGCAGUUUGCGGUCGAGGCGGGGCAUGUGCAGGUUGCAUUGCUAUUGGUUACUCGUGGAGCUAAAGCAAAAAUGAAGAAUUUCGAAGGUGUGGUUCCUUCGGAUUUGGGUUGUUUCAAGAAUCACCCCUCUCUUGUUCAACCUCAGUGUAAUGAGCAAGAACGUGCUUGAAUGGAGGAGGGGAUCUUCUGCUUCUUGAACUUUGUUAUUGUAUUCAGCAAUGUGUAUAUAGUGUUUUUGUGAUUUCUCUCUGUACAUCGUGAAUGUUUCACUGAAUGACCGGGGAGAAAGAGAACGUGUUGUGUUCCACCAACAGUCAAGGUGUGCAUCUGUUUUAGAUAAGAGAUCAUAUGGCCCUUGAAUUUUCAAUUCAGUCUAAUGUAUACUUUCAGGAUUAAGUUCGCGACUCCUCUGUAAUCAAGUUGAGGCUUUUAUUUCAAUGUUGGAAACGUAUUCUCUUGCUUGCCU
This is a messenger RNA of Juglans regia (Persian walnut), 1969 nucleotides long. RefSeq names its product protein VAPYRIN-LIKE-like. The coding region runs from base 263 to 1672 and encodes 469 amino acids. Gene Ontology annotation, molecular function: protein binding. Lineage: Eukaryota; Viridiplantae; Streptophyta; Magnoliopsida; Fagales; Juglandaceae. The record is from RefSeq and is a predicted model, not a curated record. The transcript has a single exon.